AUGCGUGCCUCGUUGCUGCUCGCCGGCGCUUCGGCUGUCCUAGCCAAGUGCAGUUUCGAUACUCUGGUCACCUUUGGCGAUAGCUACACUGACAAUGGCCGCCUUGGAUAUUACAUCAACAACGGUGGAAAAGCUCCCCCGCCGGGUAAGAUGCACGACGAGGGCAAUGUCACAGCCUCUGGCGGCUUGUCCUGGGCUCAGUUCGCCGCUAAGAACGCGGGCGCGAAACUGAUGGACUAUGCCGUUAGUGGUGCGGUAUGCUCCAACAAGAUCGUGUCCCGCAACUUCGACUACAUCAACCGAACGUUCCCGGCCAUCCUAGACGACGAGCUUCCGUCGUUUGAGGCCGACAUUGGCUUCAAGGCGCUGUACCCACACCGCACGGCAGGUAACACCGUAUACGCCGUAUGGAUCGGGACCAAUGACCUGGGUUUUGACGCGUUCUUGUCCGACUCGCAAACCCCCGGCUUGACUAUUAGUGAUUUUGCCGAGUGCAUCUUCUCUGUGGUCGAUCAGGUCUACAAGACCGGCGGCCGGCGCUUUGUGCUGCUCAACGAGGUACCGCUGGAGUUGACGCCGCUGUACAACACCCCCGACAACGGCGGCACGCUGGACUCUCAGUUCUGGAAGAGCAAGAGCAGCUACAACAUCACUGAGUACAGCCAGAAGAUAAAGGAGUACUCGUCCCUGGUCAACACGAUCCUCGACUAUGGCGUGGCUGUCCAAGCUUCGAUCAAGAAGCGCUGGCCUGACGCCGUUGUCGACGUCUUUGACGUCCAUAGCCUCGUCAGCGAUAUUUACCACAACCCCGCCGAUUACCUCGAGGCACCGCAUGAUCCCGCUCUCUACUUCCACCACUGCGAGCCGGCCGGCAGCCCAUGUGUCGACCAACCCGGCUCGCUCAAUGGUUAUCUUUGGUACGACGAGUUACACCCGUCCAACAAGACUAGCUCCAUCAUUGGCCAGCAUUUUAUCGACGUGGUGGCUGGCAAGUCCAAGUACGGAUCCCGUUUCCAUGGAAAAUAA
Dichotomopilus funicola is the source of this 1026-nucleotide messenger RNA. RefSeq lists its product as uncharacterized. NCBI's taxonomy places the organism in Eukaryota, Fungi, Ascomycota, Sordariomycetes, Sordariales, Chaetomiaceae. Bases 1 to 1026 code for a protein of 341 amino acids. The transcript has 2 exons. Gene Ontology annotation, molecular function: hydrolase activity, acting on ester bonds. The record is from RefSeq and is a predicted model, not a curated record.